CUCGCCGCCACUACACCCCACAAAAUGGCUCCCCGGUCAACUCGUUGUGUCUUUCUUGGCUUCCCCCUCAAUCAUCGUGGAUAUCGAUGUCUGGAGUUAGCUACUGGAAAAAUCAUUAUCUCUCGCCAUGUUACCUUUGAUGAAUCUGUGUUUCCUUUUACAGAUCCAUCACCACCAACCCCCACCUCUUAUGAUUUUUUAUCCUCCACCACACUUCCCUUAGAUAGCCUCGCCUAUCCCACCGCACCCUCAUCUCACAACACCCCAACAUCACCCUCAUCUACCUCCCCACACAGUCCACCCAAUCCUCCCACACCACCAACCCCUCCAAGCGACCCUCCCCCUCCACAACCUCCUACCCGACCCACCCAUCCUAUGGUCACCCGUGCUUCUCAUGGGAUCUUUAAACCCAAACCUGUCUUUGAUCUCAAUGUCCAAACCAUUUCACCUCUCCCUCGUUCUCACCUUUAUGCCCUUAAAGACCCUAACUGGAAUGCUGCCAUGCAAGAUGAGUACAAUGCCUUAUUAAAAACUCAGACUUGGGAUCUUGUUCCGCGGCCCCCUGGUGCUCAUGUUAUCCGUUCCAUAUGGCUCUUUCGGCACAAAUUUCACUGUGAUGGGUCUCUUCAGCGGUACAAGGCCCGUUUGGUUGCUAACGGCAAAUCUCAGCAGGUUGGUAUCGAUUGCUUUGACACAUUCAGCCCUGUAGUCAAACCUGCCACCAUUCGCACUGUUCUUACCAUUGCUACAUCACGUUCUUGGCCUAUUCAUCAACUGGAUGUCAAAAAUGCCUUUGUGCAUGGUGACCUAUCUGAGACAGUUUAUAUGCAUCAACCCCCUGGUUUUGUUGAUCCCACAAAACCAACUUAUGUAUGCCGCCUACGCAAAUCUCUUUAUGGUCUCAAACAAGCUCCAAGGGCAUGGUUUCAGCGUUUUGCUACAUUCAUUACUAGUUGUGGGUUCCAAGGCAGUACAUGUGACACUUCUUUGUUUGUCUAUCACUCUGGGUCUGACAUGGCAUAUCUAUUGUUAUAUGUGGAUGAUAUUCUUCUCACGGCUUCUUCUGAUGCGUUACUCCAUCGCUUUAUUGCUCUCAUGCACCAAGAAUUCUCCAUGACUAAUCUAGGAGAACUACACCACUUCCUGGGACUCACUGCGACUAAAUCCUCCUCAGGCUUAUUUUUGUCUCAAUCACUGUAUGCUCAAGAAAUUCUGGCUCGUGCUACCAUGACCAAAUGUAACCCCGUGGCCACACCUGUUGAUACAUCCUCUAAGCUCAGUGCUCUCACAGGGUCCCCUGUUGCUGAUCCAGCUUUAUAUCGAAGCUUAGCAGGUGCACUACAAUAUCUUACAUUCACUCGCCCGGACAUCUCUUAUGCAGUUCAACAAGUCUGCCUUUUUAUGCAUGAUCCUCGUGAACCUCACUUUCAAGCUCUAAAGCGUAUUCUACGCUAUCUUCGGGGUACACUUGAUCAUGGCUUAUUCAUCUCUGCAUCACCUAUCACUGGUCUUACUGCCUAUUCUGAUGCUGAUUGGGCUGGAUGCCCUGACUCUCGUCGCUCUACAUCUGGUUUUUGUGUGUUUCUUGGGGAAAAUCUAAUCUCUUGGUCUUCUAAACGACAACCCACUGUUUCCCGGUCUAGUGCUGAGGCUGAAUAUCGUGGAGUUGCCAAUGUUGUUGCUGAAUCAUGUUGGUUACGCAACUUACUUCUUGAACUUCAUCUUCCCCUGCGCCGAGCCACCGUAGUCUAUUGUGAUAAUGUCAGUGCUGUUUACCUCUCUAGUAAUCCCAUCCAACAUCAACGCACCAAACAUAUUGAGAUCGACAUUCACUUUGUGCGUGAACGUGUCCGUAUUGGAGAUAUUCGAGUCCUACACAUCCCUGCUGACUGCCAAUAUGCUGACAUUUUCACUAAGGGUUUACCACGCUCCACUUUUCUUCGUUUUCGAGAUAGUCUCAGCAUUCGGCCUCCUCCCGCUUCAACUACGGGGGAGUAAUAGCAUAUAUAUUGUUACCAUGUUUAGUUUAUAUCCCUAUAAUCCCUCGUGUAAAUAUCCCCAUAAUAUCUCUUGUAUUAUGUACUUUCCAUUACUAGCACUAGCACUCUUGUAUAUAUAGGGAUACUUUGUAAUGAUUGGAGACAUGGAAUAAUACACAUUCUUCAGUAUGUAACCAACAAAUGUAGGUAUGACUACGGUUUGAAACGCCUCUUGCUGUACUACGAUUAACAUAUCCGACACUAGCCCGGUUGUGUUUUCAUCGAGUUGUGGUUUCCCCAAAUCAAAAAGUUCGUUUUUUCAUGUCCAAUUUCAGGUUCUCGGGGAAACCGUAGUGGGGAUUCUGGACCCGAUGCUCGGGUAUACAUCAGGAGAAAAAAGCUAAGAACACAUUGGAAGUUUCUGCCGAAGUUCUUGAGAAAGAAUCUCCUGAUAAAAAAGCUCUGGGGCUUCCUGAUAUCGAGAAUUUUUCCUAUAGAAGUGAGAACGUCCAUGUUCAGUCACACAUUCCUUUACAUCAAUUACCUCUCUCAAGUGAACAGGUGAUUGAGAAGGAAGAUCUGCCCUCAAUAAGCCUAACGGCAUUUCCUUAUGCACAUGGGUCCACUUAACUAACAAGGAUUAGGACUUUUAAUUAAUCUCCGGGAGACUAAACUAGCUGGGCCCAGACUUCAAGGACUUACGAGAGAUGAACCUGAGGGUUUAGGGACUCGCCAUGGCUUUACCUGAGUCCAAAAGCAAGUUCUUAAAAAUGUAAUACUAAAUGUUCUUUCAGGUAAGAAGUUGUUAUACUCUUUGUUAUAAUUUUUAACUUACUUUGACUUAGAUUAAUAGAUG
Molecule: messenger RNA, 2835 nt
Organism: Cuscuta epithymum
Lineage: Eukaryota; Viridiplantae; Streptophyta; Magnoliopsida; Solanales; Convolvulaceae
Source: the annotation of a GenBank genome assembly